AUGUCACGUCUUGCCAGCCGAGUUCUCCAAUGGCCCAACGCACGGGAAACCUCGUCCAUGAUCUCCACUUUGGAACGACUGCGCACCCCCCCAAGCUCUAUGCAGCGGGCUCUUCCCCUCCUCGAGCAUCAACCAGAAGUCCGCCGAGACCACUCGAGUCAAAACGCCAGGGAGAGACACAAGAUUACCCGGCGAAGAGCAGACUGCGCUCUGCUAAGCAUACUUCCAACAAGGACGGAACUCCCUAUCGCAAACCCCAAGAAAAGCUGUCCACCGUUCCCACAGUUUCCCAAAUACCCACACAAGCUCCCCGUUGCUCCACAACGUAUCCCCAUACCGGUGAACAUGCCCCCUAGCCGACAUCUCACACGCAUACACAUCCACAUGGAGUACAGCAUCCCACUCCGUCUCUGCGUCUUCUUACCUCCGAGCCUUCUCCAGUCUAUCCAUCUCUCGGCCGUUGGGGCGUGA
Messenger RNA from Colletotrichum lupini, 471 nucleotides. RefSeq lists its product as uncharacterized. Bases 1 to 471 code for a protein of 156 amino acids. NCBI's taxonomy places the organism in Eukaryota, Fungi, Ascomycota, Sordariomycetes, Glomerellales, Glomerellaceae. The transcript has a single exon. The record is from RefSeq and is a predicted model, not a curated record.